This is a messenger RNA of Lottia gigantea (owl limpet), 1146 nucleotides long. RefSeq lists its product as hypothetical. Lineage: Eukaryota; Metazoa; Mollusca; Gastropoda; Lottiidae. Bases 1 to 1146 code for a protein of 381 amino acids. The transcript has a single exon. The record is from RefSeq and is a predicted model, not a curated record.
AUGGACGCAGUUGUUUCUACUAAGUAUGGCAAACGGCCAGUUUUGGACGUUCCACCAUUGAACGCUUACGGUGGUAGAAGUUUAAAGUUCAACAACAGCAUAUCAAGCAUGAUGGACUACAAUACAUCUUCUUUGAUAAAGCAACCACAACAGCCUCCGAUACAAUACGUUCCCCAGCAACAACCCAACACGUACGUGUCGCAACCGCAACAGGUAACACAAUACGUUCCACAAACGCAGCCGCAAUACGUUUCACAACCACAAACGACUCAAUAUGCACCGCAACCCCCGCCACAGACUGUGCCACAACCAUCAACUCAGUAUCCAACGGUUCCGCAACAACCAACAUACCCGCAACCAUCUGGUUACAACCCUUACGCCAGUGCGUACACAGAUCCUAGGGCUGCAGCUACCGCACCACAAUACCCUCCACCAGAUCCCAACUCCUUCAUGGCAGCCAUGAUGAACCAGUUUAACCCAUUUAACCCCACCAAUAUGUUGGCUGCACCCCUAGUCCCACCACCUGUACCCGGUUCGUUUCCACCGCCCCCUCCGAACUACCCACCACCUCCACCUAACUACCCGCCUCCCGAGUUCAACCGCACUUCCUACUCACAACCAACAUAUGGAGCUGCUCCUCCAGCUAUGGCCCAACCAGUUCGUUCGUCGCCGGAUGACAAUUUCUCAAUUGCUGGAAAACUGGAAUUCGGAAAAAUGACAACAGUUCAUGUGGACAGUAUUACAGGAAAUUUCAAACAAUUACCCGAAAUAUUACGUCGAGAGUUAAAACGAACUUAUGGAAGAUAUCCUGAAACAGAUAUCAAAAUCUCUGUUGAAAAUGGAGAGUAUCAUAUCUAUGCCUCCCCACAUCGCGAUGAUGAUCGGCCGAUUCGAGGACCCAGGUCGUACGAAGAGGAUGAUAGGCGCCACUUUGACGACAGACAUCCGUACGACCACGAUGAUUAUAAACGCCAACCAAGGAACAGUAAUGACGAAUUUAAGCCAAAGAGAAAAGAUUAUGAUCAAGAUUUCGUUCGAGGUCGUGGCUUCGAGCAGGAACCAAGACGAAGAACAGAGUUCGAUGAAUUUCGAGGAAGGGAUUCACGCAUGACCGAUGCUGAAUGGGUGCUGGUUAAAAGAAGGUAG